AGGGCGGCAGUCGGAAAGCGGAAUGGAACCGUAGAAGCAAUUCUCGCGAGAUGUAGAGUGCCAGUCGCCUGUCCAGAGGGGCGGAGGCCCAGGGGGUACCACGUGGGGACUGUCGGAGCUGAGCCUCCCGCGGGCGUCCAGUUUGGGUCUAGGUUGGCAUUGAAACCGUGGAGAUGAGGAAGGAAACCCCGCCCCCCCUAGUGCCCCCGGAGGAUCGCGAGUGGAACCUUCCCCCUAAUGCACCCGCCUGUAUGGAGCGGCAGUUGGAGGCUGCGCGGUACCGGUCCGAUGGGGCGCUCCUGCUCGGGGCUUCCAGCCUGAGUGGCCGCUGCUGGGCUGGCUCCCUCUGGCUUUUCAAGGACCCUUGUGCCGCCCCCAACGAAGGAUUCUGCUCCGCUGGAGUCCAGACGGAGGCCGGAGUAGCCGACCUCACUUGGGUGGGGGACAGAGGUAUCCUAGUGGCUUCCGAUUCAGGUGCUGUUGAAUUGUGGGAGCUGGAUGAGAACGAGACGCUCAUUGUCAGCAAGUUCUGCAAGUAUGAGCACGAUGACAUAGUGUGUACCGUCAGUGUCCUGCGCUCCGGCACACAAGCUGUCAGCGGUAGCAAAGACUUCUGCAUCAAGGUCUGGGACCUCACUCAGCAGAUGGUACUAAAUUCAUACCGGGCUCACUCCGGGCAGGUCACCUGUGUUGCUGCCUCUCCCCACCAGGAUUCCGUGUUUCUUUCGUGCGGUGAGGACAGUAGAAUUUUACUCUGGGAUACCCGCUGUCCCAAGCCAGCGUCACAGAUGGGCUGCAGUGCCUCUGGCUACCUUCCUACCUCACUAGCUUGGCAUCCACAGCAGAGCAAAGUCUUUGUCUUGGGUGAUGAGAACGGCACUGUCUCCCUGGUGGACACCAAGAGCACAAGCUGUGUCCUCAGCUCAGCUGUGCACUCCCAGUGUGUCACUGGGCUGGCGUUCUCCCCACACAGCGCUCCCCUGCUGGCGUCUGUCAGUGAAGACUGCUCCCUUGCUGUGCUGGACUCGGGCCUGUCCGCCGUGUUCAGAAGCCGAGCCCACAGAGACUUUGUGAGGGAUGCUACAUGGUCUCCGCUCAAUCCCUCCCUCCUCACCACCGUGGGCUGGGACCACCAGGUCAUCCACCACGUGCUGCCCACAGAACCUCUCCCAGCCCCUGGACCUAACAGUGUUGCCAAGUAGACUGGGUUUAAGGCAAAAGCAAAUCCCCCAGGAGUAGCCUCGCCCUUUGCCCUCUCAGCCUGAGAGACCACACAGGAGCCUUUUCAAAUCCAGGUCAGCUGAUACCCCUGACCCGGGCAGUCACUAGGCAUGUCUCUCAACCUGGGUGGCUGUUCUGGGAUCCUGUAGUCAUAGGGAAGAAAAACUAUCUGGGAAAUGGAUAGAUAUGUAUGUCUGAGUGUGUGUGUGUAGAUUUUUGGUCGGGAGAGGGAAGCCCACCCUCUCCACCCCCUAAAAACGAGUUCAUGAGGCUUUUAUGCUUCCCAUGUAGCUGUGCGCGUGGAGUCAGCUGUGUCUAGAUGAGAUGUGGGCAUUCCUGGAUUCGAGAAGCAGCUCAUAUACUACUCAGAUGGAGCAGCUUAAUUUUUUUUAUAGAACUUAAUCCACCUUUAACAUGGGCAGUGCUUCCAUUCACAGAAAUCCAGGCCAGCUCAGCUGGAGGAAGAGCCGGGCCACUCACCACAGUUUUGCACAACUUGCCAUUAAACUGACUUCGAAGUCCAUUUUCUGGCCGAAUAAAGUUUGGUGCCUGUCUAGUGCCUCCCCAACUCCCAUAGAGUUGUGUAUGUGAAAGAUGAGGGUUUUUCUAUCAUAGAGGCCAUAGAUGGGGAUGGUGGAGAGCUUAAGGGCAUUUCAGUUAAAAACUGACAUAUAGACUUGCAGAGAAAUGGCUGCCACCUUUCUUACCUGAAAAUAGCCUGGGGCCUGACCUCUCCUGCCCCUGGGCCCUUUCUGUGGACACUGGCUGAUGAAAUAAAACGUUUAGGCUUUA
Myotis daubentonii (Daubenton's bat) is the source of this 2013-nucleotide messenger RNA. RefSeq names its product WD repeat domain 77 (gene WDR77). Lineage: Eukaryota; Metazoa; Chordata; Mammalia; Chiroptera; Vespertilionidae. Gene Ontology annotation, cellular component: methylosome. Gene Ontology annotation, biological process: oocyte axis specification. The record is from RefSeq and is a predicted model, not a curated record. Gene Ontology annotation, molecular function: protein binding.